Messenger RNA from Cuscuta europaea, 1614 nucleotides. The record is from the annotation of a GenBank genome assembly. NCBI's taxonomy places the organism in Eukaryota, Viridiplantae, Streptophyta, Magnoliopsida, Solanales, Convolvulaceae.
AGAGUUGCAUCCAAUCUCUAUGCUCUCCUUCUCCAAACACUCUCUCUCGAUUCUCAAACACAGAAAAGGUCCCUACGUAUUCCCCCUUCCCUUCCCCAAUCUCGAUUCUCUCUUCUCCGAACACUCUCUCUGGAUUCUCGAACACAUAAGGUUGCAUCGCAUGAUUGAUUCAAGAUUUCAUGAUUCAUAUUUCCAGGCAGAGGUCUUGGUCUAAAAGGUGAAAGAAAUUGUGUGAAGAAAAUUGAAGCAGAUAGAAGUUAAUGUCUUAAAGCUGGAAAGAGUUAAGUCAGGCUAACUGAAGAACUUUGCUAUGAAAAGAGAUUUGUACGAUUACAAAGCAUUCUCCUUGAUUGUUGUCCAGACGGUGAUUUAGACCCUCAAUGGUUGUAGACCUACCGAUUAUAACUAAUUUGCUUCAGAUGCUGAAACGGUUUUCCACUUCUUAAUGAGAAGCUGUGAUAAAAUAUACGAAGUACACCGUAGUGCGGAGUUUACGGUUAAGCUCACUGAGUUGAGAACUGUGAAAACCGUGGAAUGGCGGAUUACCACUUUGUAUACAAGGAUUUGGAGGGAUCCUCAACACAAUGGGACGAUAUACAGAGGAAACUUGGAAAUCUCCCGCCAAAACAGCCGCCGUUCAAGCCACCAGGUUUCACGCCUGCCGAGGAUGAUGACUCUAAGACCAAAGACAAGGCCUGGAUCGACCAGAAAACAGAGGAAGAGCUUGAAGAUCUCGAAGGAGAUGAUCUCGACGAAGAUCGUUUUCUCGAAGAAUAUAGGAAGAAGCGGUUAACUGAGAUAAGAGAAGCAGCUAAGGUAGCAAAGUUUGGUUCAGUUAUUCCAAUUUCAGGAUCUGACUUUGUUCGUGAAGUCUCACAAGCUCCUCAAGACAUUUGGGUUGUGGUGAUGCUCUAUAAAGACGGAUACCCAGAGUGCAGGAUGCUUUUGCAAUGUCUGGAAGAUUUGGCUAAAAGGUACCCUGCAACAAAGUUUGUGAAGAUUAUAUCAACAGAGUGCAUUCCAAACUAUCCAGACCGUAAUCUGCCAACUAUUCUGGUUUACAAAAAUACUGAUGUUAAGGCAACUUAUGUGGGAACACAUAGCUUUGGUCGGAGAUGCACUCCUGAAAGUGUGGCCUUAGUUCUAUGCCAGUCAGAUCCUGUGCUGAAUGAUGGGCAUGGCGGGGAACAAUCAAGAGAAACUGUUCAGGAUGGAAUCAGGAAGAAGUUUCUUGAGAGGGCCAUAAAAGAGCGUGAAGAUGAUGAUGGAUCUUUAAGUGAUUGAUGUUUCCAUGGUGGUGAUAUUUCAUUUCCCAUCCUCCUCUUUCCCCCCUCAUAUUUGUACCCAGAUGCUAAACUCUCAGCUUGUGUGAUCUGGGCGCAUGAACAAACACCUCUUCCAUGGUUUAUUAGAAAUUUUUUAUAUAUCUUGUAUAUGUUCUUUUUUUUGCUUUUUCAAGAAAUGUCUGAUCACCUGAGCUUGAUGUUAGCUGUACAUUAUACUUCUGAAUAUUUUUGUGGUUCAGGGCUUUUAAUUUUUUAGUGUUACACUGUUACUCCAUCGUUUUGUUUUUACUCACUUCUGUUAGUUUUAUAUACCUAAAUUAAGAGUAAA